AACCUGCUGGCCUAUGUGAAGCACCUGAAAGGCCAGAAUGAGAAAGCCUUGGAGAGCUUGAAAGAAGCCGAAGAUUUAAUCCAGCGAGAUCAUGCCAACCAAUCGGACAUGAGAAGUCUGGUGACCUGGGGCAACUAUGCCUGGGUGUGCUACCACCUGGGAAGACUGGCAGAAGCCCAGACUUACCUGAACAAGGUGGAGAGCACUUGCGAGAAGUUGGCAAGUCCUUUCCGCUAUAGAAUGGAAUGUCCUGAGAUGGACUGUGAGGAAGGAUGGGCCUUGCUGAAGUGUGGAGGAAAGUAUUACGAACGGGCCAAGGCCUGCUUUGAAAAAGCUCUGGAAGCAGACCCUGAAAACGCUGAAUUCAGCACUGGGUAUGCAAUUGCCACCUAUCGUCUGGAUGGCUUUAGUGCAACAGUAAAAGGCACGGAGGGGUUUUCUUUGUACCCCCUAAGGCAGGCUAUCAGGCUAAGUCCAGAGGAUGCAUAUAUUAAAGUUCUCCUUGCGCUGAAGCUUCAGGAAGUAGGACAAGAAGUUGAAGGAGAAAAGUACAUUGAAGAAGCUCUGACCAACAAGUCCUCACAGACUUAUGUCUUUCGAUAUGCAGCCAAGUUUUACCAAAAAAAAGGCUCUCUGGAUAAAGCUCUUCAGCUCUUAAAAAUGGCCUUGCAGGCAAAACCCGACUCCGUCUUCCUGCAUCACCAGAUAGGGUGUUGCUACAGACAAUAUAUGAUCGAAAUAAAGAAAGCUGCAAAGGUGCCGCGUAGCAGAGAGGUUGAAGAAAAUGCAGACGGAAUGAUGAGAUUAGCCAUAUUUCAUUUUGAAUUUGCUAUACAGAAAAAGCCCACAUUUGCAAUGGCUUAUAUGGAUUUGGCCAACAUGUAUUCAGAGCAAGGUGAACAUCAAAAGGUUGAGGACACGUACCAGAAAGCACUCAGCCUGCAUGAUGGUAAUAAGA
Messenger RNA from Galeopterus variegatus (Sunda flying lemur), 958 nucleotides. Its product is annotated as interferon-induced protein with tetratricopeptide repeats 1-like. Gene Ontology annotation, biological process: defense response to virus. NCBI's taxonomy places the organism in Eukaryota, Metazoa, Chordata, Mammalia, Dermoptera, Cynocephalidae. Gene Ontology annotation, cellular component: cytosol. The record is from RefSeq and is a predicted model, not a curated record. Gene Ontology annotation, molecular function: protein binding; RNA binding. The transcript has a single exon. The annotation marks the transcript as partial.